Messenger RNA from Lytechinus pictus (painted urchin), 1634 nucleotides. RefSeq names its product D-beta-hydroxybutyrate dehydrogenase, mitochondrial-like. Bases 65 to 610 code for a protein of 181 amino acids. Gene Ontology annotation, cellular component: intracellular membrane-bounded organelle. The record is from RefSeq and is a predicted model, not a curated record. The transcript is spliced from 2 exons. Gene Ontology annotation, biological process: steroid metabolic process. NCBI's taxonomy places the organism in Eukaryota, Metazoa, Echinodermata, Echinoidea, Temnopleuroida, Toxopneustidae. Gene Ontology annotation, molecular function: oxidoreductase activity.
GUGGGCAGUAGCUAAUAAUGCAGGAAUUUCAUGUUUCGGUCAGGCUGAGUGGUGCAGUGUUGAUAUGUUCAAACGAAUCGCUGAUGUCAAUCUCUGGGGGACUGUCCGGGUUACAAACGCCUUCACUCAUCUUGUGAGAAAAUCAAAAGGUCGAAUCGUGAAUAUCGGAAGCGUUCUGGCACGUCAAGGAACAGCCGGUUUCUCGCACUACUCCAUCAGCAAACAUGGUGUCGAGGCCUUCACCCAGUGUCUACGAUACGAGCUCCGGAACUUCGGUGUCCGUGUCAGCAUCGUCGAGCCCGGUAACUUCAUGGCCGCUACCAACAUCUACACCAACGAGAACAUCGACAACGUCCGAGAUGAGCUGUGGGCGAACAUGAAAGAGGAACAGAAAGCUGUCUUCGAGAAGGAUUUCAAUAACAUGGUCGAUAUCGUUAGGUUCUCAAGGACAAUCGGUUCAGCGGAUCCUUCACCUGUUGUAGAUUGCUUUCUGGAUGCAGUCUUGAACGAGAGUCCGCGAAUACGAUACGAACCGAAGGACGUAUAUUGGACGAUUCGUACAGUAAUCAUGGCGCAUUUUCCUGAAGAGAUUUCAGAUCUUAUAUUUUGAUGUUAUUGAUCUACCGUCAAGUUCUACAUAAGAAUACCAUUGACUGAGAUGGCUGCCUGCUCUUUGCUGCGAUAUUAAAAAGUACAGCUGCCAAGAAUGUCCAACACGCCAUCAUUUCCAGAGGAAAUAUCAUAGGAGUUGGAGCUAAAGAAGAAAAUGUAAUUAAAAAGUUUUAGGAAGCCUACAGCGAUUAAAAGAACACGCAGAAAGGAAAUGAAGGAUAGUAUUGAAGUGUAAAAUGUAGCAGAGUUUGAGAAUGCAAUUAUGAACUCAGAUGAUUUAAAAACAUCUAUUAGUAUAAAAAUAAUUAUAGUGAGGUAGGCCUAGCUAACGGUGAUGGGCUAGUUAUACCUAUACAAAAUUUAUGCGGUGAGGGCGUCGUUUAAGUUUUUCAAGAUUGUGUAUCCCAUUUCAGCUCAGAGAACUUUGAUGGCUUCAAUCGCAAGGCUGGAGUAGUCAUCUUAUAUACUGCUGCUAAAACUUGAAUACUAUCAGGGCGUUUUUGACUUUGUAUAUUAUUUGGUGUUUCCACAUUUUAUUCAUAUUACUACCGCGUCUGUGUAUAUCUGCUCCUAAUAUCUUACCUUGGAGAAAUUUAUAGAUUGUACUAGUUCAGAGUGUUUUUUCUUAGAGUGAUAUUCUAACUCGAAAAGAAAAUGAGUGCAGAGUAAGAUAUAUUCAUACCCCGAAUAUAUAACAUAAAUAACAUUCGCCAUCGCACUGUUCAUCAAUAGUCUUUAAGAAACGAUAUAGAAAGGGGGACUGAUGUCAAUGAUAAUAAACACAGUUUUGAUUAUGCGCCAUCUAAUACAGUGCGUCCCAGAAAAAACGAAACCGAGAUUUAGCGAUGAUUUAUCAUAACUUAAUCAUAAAUAAAAUAGACAAAUUACCUACCAAUGUAAAGCUUAGAAUCUCCUCUUUCAUCUGGUAUUACUUAGAUUAUUCCUCAUUCACGCAUGAGUGAGCAAAAACAAUUCGAAGAAAGGAUGCCAAAAACUCAUUUGGCGGGGGGUAUCUGAAUUUC